UCUAAGGAUGUUGGGCAGAUUACAAGUUUAUGAUACCUUAGUUACAUGAAAGUUCCUUUGCAUGGGACUUCUGCAGCAAUUAUUCGGUAGUAAAACUUAUGUUAAUUUACACACCUGUGAGAUAGUCCCGCAGAGUAGUUAUCACAGAUGCCAAACAUUGUCUCACUUGAUAACGUAACUGUAGUCAAUGUAAUUGGAGAGUUCUCGAUAUCUGUAUUUGAAGUCUUCAUUUAUCAAUCGGCAUCUAUAAUGGCAGAUGUGGCUCGCAAAAAUAGUGUUCAAGAGCAGUUUUCCAACAAUAAAUCAUCCCAGCUCGACUAUGUACAUAUCACAUACGCUUCGGUAGGAUUUUUGGCAUUCUAUUUGGUGGUUGGCAUAGGCCAACAGUUGGUCUGCAAUAUUAUUGGCUUUUUGUACCCAGCGUACUGCUCAAUGAAAGCAUUGGAAAGUCCGCAAAAAGAUGAUGAUACUAAGUGGCUAACUUAUUGGGUUGUUUUUGCUGUCUUUACAAUUAUCGAGUUCUUUGCUGAUUACAUCGUUUACUGGCUUCCUAUCUAUUGGUUGAUCAAGUGUCUCUUUUAUGUAUGGCUUAUGGUACCAAUGGAAUACAAUGGAUCACUGAUCAUAUACCGGCGUAUCAUCCGCCCGAAAUUUUUGCAGUACCAACCAAAUGUGGAUGCUAUGAUUUCCAACGCUCGUGAUUCUGCUGUUAAAAUCGCGGCAGGUGCUCUUUCAAGUGAGAAAAAGGAUUGAAGUAAAAUCUGUUCCAGAAAUUUCUAGGCUGGCGGAAUUGAUGAUUUCUAAAUUAAGCAAAAGUCCAGUAAUUUUUUCCCUCGCCCAUUCCCGAGAUUCGAGCUGGCUUUUUUUAAGCUUGAAAUCUCACCACGUUUAUUUAUGUAUUACGUUUUUACAAAAUAUUUCUAGUUAGGAAGUGAUCGGAUGCUUGUCAAUACGAAUAUGUCACACAAAUUGGUAAGAUCUAUUUGAAUGAUGAUUUUACGUUAGUCAAUUUUGAAAGUUGCGGUUCUUUUUUUUACCGACAAAAGCUUCAUGUAGACCUCUGAUAUUUCGGAAUGUUUUCAUUGAUCUUUGAACAGUGUUCUUGCAAAUUUUUAUCUCAAAAUCAUGCGUAUUCAUCCGAUUUCAUACUGCAUGAGUGUCUUAUAUACGAAACAUUAAAUUAUUUAAUAAUAAAUUACCUAGAGAAACCAACUACUAAAUAAUAAUGAUACUUCCUCAAGUGCUGUGUUUGUAGUUUUGUUAUUCUAUCAACUUAAAAGUAUAUUGUCUUAAGAUAAAAAAACAAUUUGUUGAUCAAACUUUUUUCUGCUCAAGUGCCAUUAAGAUUGAUUCAUCCGCACAACGAGUCUAAACCAGAAGUAAGAUCGAUUUAUUGCUGAAAAAAACUUGUGUAUCUGUGCCUUUUUUUCUUUGCCAUGAUGCUAGAGUUAAUACUCGGUAAACUAUAUUUUCAAAAAAAAUGAAUUCCAUGAAAUCUUUUUUCAUAAAAUAUCUUUGCAGAUACCUCUUAAUUUUUCGACUGGCUGACUAAAUUUCUUCAAGAGUAAAGUCUAAACAUCUGAAUAGAGCUCUAUAAAUGUCAUCGAUUAAAAUUCAGCUCAGUGAGCAAUUCUUUCCAUUGGUUUUGGGGAUGGCACCACCAACUAACAAUAAAGAUUAUGAUACUUUGUGUGUAUGAGAGGUCAUUAAGAAUCAGCCCAGUUACUGAAACACAAACUAAGUACUUGACAUAUUGGGAUCUGAACAAGAUUAUUUCAUUAUUGUGUUAUAAUGAAAAGAAACAUAUAGGGCUUGAUUCGAUGUAAGAGCAAGUCACAUUUUUUCAAUCUUGUAUCAUUGUACUCCAGUUUUUGAAAAGUUAGUAAACAUAUUAACUGAACAGCUUUUGACAAAUUCAAAAGACAUGAUAUUUGCCCUCAGGAAACAUCAAUGUAAAAUUCCAUAACGACCUCACAAUCAAGAUAAAAUGUGACAGUGGUGACAAAGGUGUGCGAAACAUUAAUAUCGGAAUGAUCGAAUCUCGUGAUGAGCUAUUAACAAUUGUUGUACACAAAUAUGUUCUUUAAUAUUCAUGUUGCAUCACUUUAGUUACGAACGUAUUCAAUAAUUGAAAACAUUGUUUUUGACAAAAUGUUACUGUUCAUUGUUGGUGGGUUUAGAUAUGUUACAAUUAUACAAAUUGGAGCACUGUGCUGCUUCAAAAGACAAUUUUCUUCACAUCUUAGUAACAAAGCUUUACCUCAAAUAAUAUGUUGCCUGAAAAGAACAGAAAUAAAGAUGGUUUUAUUUUG
Athalia rosae (coleseed sawfly) is the source of this 2312-nucleotide messenger RNA. RefSeq names its product receptor expression-enhancing protein 5-like. Bases 148 to 753 code for a protein of 201 amino acids. NCBI's taxonomy places the organism in Eukaryota, Metazoa, Arthropoda, Insecta, Hymenoptera, Athaliidae. The record is from RefSeq and is a predicted model, not a curated record. The transcript is spliced from 4 exons.